CUCUCUCUCUCUCACUCUCUAUAUAUAGAGAGAGAAAACUUGUGUAUAGACACUACUAGAAUUUUCUGUGAAUUGGAAUAUGGCAGGGAAGCUCAUGCAUGCGGUUCAGUACAAUUCCUAUGGAGGAGGAGCCGCAGGUUUGAAGCAUGUUGAAAUUCCUAUUCCUGCUCCAAGUAAGGACGAGGUUUUAAUAAAACUAGAAGCAGCAAGCAUAAACCCAUAUGAUUAUAAAUUACAGGCAGGUGUGGCCCGUCCAGUUUUGCCACGGAAAUUUCCCUUCAUACCUGUCUUUGAUGUAUCAGGAGAAGUAGUGGAGGUUGGAUCUGGAAUCAAGAACUUUAAAGCUGGUGACAAAGUUGUAUCUAUGCUUAAGUCUACGGGUGGAGGUGGACUAGCUGAAUUCUGUGUGGCUAAGGGGAAUCGAACAGUUCCAAGGCCACCUGAGGUAUCAGCAGCUGAAGGUGCAGGAUUACCUAUCGCCGCUCUCACAGCUCACAUGGCCCUCACCCAAUUUGCAGGAGUCAAGCUCGACGGGAGUGGCCCACAGAAAAAAAUCCUAGUCACGGCAGCCUCUGGCGGCGUGGGCCACUACGCCGUUCAACUGGCCAAGCUCGGAAACACCCAUGUGACGGCCACUUGUGGGGCCCGCAACAUGGAAUUCGUGAAGAGCUUAGGGGCCGAUGAGGUGCUCGACUACAAGACGCCUGAUGGAGCCGCACUGAGGAGCCCAUCUGGCCAGAAAUACGAUGCUGUCGUUCAUGGUACCACCGGCAUUCCAUGGUCUACGUUUGAGCCCAAUUUGAGUCGAAAUGGAAUGGUAAUAGCUUUGACUCCUAAUCCAAGUACCAUGAUGACUUUUGCAUGGAAGAAACUCACCUGCUCUAAGAAGCAGAUUGUGCCACUGCUUUUAGACGCUAAAGGCGAGAAUCUUGACUAUCUUGUUAAGUUGGUGAAGGAAGGGAAGCUUAAAACGGUAAUCGACUCGAAAUAUCCUCUGACCAAGGCUGAAGAUGCCUGGGCCAAGAGCAUCGACGGUCACGCUACUGGGAAGAUCAUAGUGGAGCCAUAACAUAUGCCCUUCUGAAUUGAUUAUCUGGUACUGGUUCUAUGUACUUAAAGAAGAGAAUGUGUGUAUUUAGACCGUAGAAUACAUGUAGCUAUUCUACUUUCUGGUAUUUUCGUGGUUGUGUGCUUCAUAUUCUUUGCUUGGGUGAAAUUUUCGUUUCUUCUGCUGGCCAUUUUCGUUUCUUCUGCUGUGCUUUCGAACUUAUAACACUAAUGAGAGAACAUCAACUUCUUUUCCCUUU
Molecule: messenger RNA, 1307 nt
Organism: Rhododendron vialii
Lineage: Eukaryota; Viridiplantae; Streptophyta; Magnoliopsida; Ericales; Ericaceae
Product: chloroplast envelope quinone oxidoreductase homolog
Exons: 4
Coding region: 80-1069 (329 amino acids)
Molecular function (GO): oxidoreductase activity
Source: RefSeq, a predicted model, not a curated record